Molecule: messenger RNA, 1854 nt
Organism: Aureobasidium subglaciale EXF-2481
Lineage: Eukaryota; Fungi; Ascomycota; Dothideomycetes; Dothideales; Saccotheciaceae
Exons: 2
Coding region: 1-1854 (617 amino acids)
Molecular function (GO): phosphoprotein phosphatase activity
Source: RefSeq, a predicted model, not a curated record
AUGCUUUCGCGCGCGGCGCAACGUGCGGCAAAGGCCCCAAUUGCCCACUUCAGCACUUCUGCUCGCUCUCUAGCUAAAUCUAGCCGCUUUGUUCCUGCCGGUGCAAAGCCACCAAAGCAGACUCCUGCUACUCGUCCACCUCCCGCCGCUUCUGCCCGUCAAACGUCACCGGGCACCAGCCUCCCCAAGGACAAGACAUGGAAACCCACAGAUAGCAUCAAGUUCGCUGCUCCUGCUGCUGCCGCCGCUGCUUCGCAAGCCAGUGGUCAGCCUGUCCGCCCUGCUGCCGACGGUCCCGUAGCACCUGAUGCUUCUGCCAACACGGAGGCCACACCCUCCGCAAACACGGCCCCUACAGAGCAGCCUGGUCCAAAUGCCACUGCCACACCCUCUAGUCAAGCCUCCGAGGCCAGCAACCCUGCCUUCUCAGGCCCUCAGUCUGCCGAUGCCAACACAGCCCCCUCGGAGCAGCCCGACGAGUCUCAGCCGAAGGGCCCUCUGCCCGACUUGCGCCAGGGCAUUCCCUCAACUUUCGACUUCGAGUUCAUGAAGAAGGACGCGAGCACAAAGAACCCUACCGAGCAAAAUGUCACCGGCGAAGAGACUCCCGAGUCAAAUGCCGAGGCUGCAGGCUUCGGUGGCAGACGUGGUGCUGAGGGUGAGGAUGAGCAAUACCGUCGCGAGGACUACGAGACAUCGUUUGACAAGCGUCGCGCCAGAAUGGCAAACUACGGCUACCUUUCUCUGUUGGCCUUCGCUGCUGCCGGUACCGCCUACUUCACCAGACCCUACGGAGCUGAUGAGACUCCUCAGGGCCUUGAGCCCGAGCACAUUACUGGUUGGGCUCCCCAGAGCAUGUACGCCCGUGUCAAGAACCGCAUGAGCAGCCAAGCCGCAUACUACACCGAGCCCACCUUCCAGAAGCUGUUGCCCGAAGUCCCAGAAACCCAGCGUCCUCCUUUCACCCUUGUACUGUCCCUCGAGGACUUGCUCAUCCACAGCGAAUGGUCUCGUGAGCACGGAUGGCGUACUGCUAAGCGUCCUGGUGUUGACUACUUCCUGAAGUAUUUGAGUCAGUACUACGAAUUGGUCCUCUUCACCUCGGUCCCAGUCGCAAUGGCCGAUCCCGUCAUCAAGAAGCUCGACCCCUUCCACAUCAUUCAAUGGCCCCUGUUCCGUGAAGCUACCAAGUACGAGAAUGGCGAGUAUGUCAAGGAUCUGAACUACCUCAACCGUCCUCUUGACAAGGUCAUCAUGAUCGACACAAAGGCUGCACAUGUCAAGAAUAACCCCAACAACGCUAUUGUCCUGCCAAAGUGGGAGGGCAAGCCUUCGGACCCCCACGCCAAAGACCUCGUCUCCUUGAUUCCUUUCCUAGAGUACGUUGCAACUAUGGGUGUUGAGGAUACCCGCAAGGUCCUCGAAUCUUUCGCCAACACCGACAUUCCCCUCGAGUUCGCCGCUCGUGAAGCCAAAGCCCGUGAGGCGUUCCAGAAGCAGCUCGCAGAUGAGCAGUCUCGCCGUCCUCAACGUUCCAUCGGUGGCCUCCUCAACAAAGCCCUUGGUAUCAAGGCUCAGCCCGGCGGUCUCUCGUUAGAUAAUGAGACCACUGUCGCCGAGGGUCUUUCCCAAGGCAAGAUGCUUUCCGACCAAAUCCGUGAGCGCGGCCAACGCGAAUACCAACGUCUCGAAGCCGAAAUUCAAAAGAACGGCGAGAAGUGGCUCAAGGAAAUGGAAGAGGAAGAGAAGAAAUUCAUGGAAAACAUGUCCAAGGACAUGAAAAAGAGUUGGUUCGGUUGGGGUUCAGCAUCAGGAGCUCCCGCAGCCUCCGAGACUGCCAAGAGACAAGAGUAG